Messenger RNA from Fusarium proliferatum ET1, 7107 nucleotides. RefSeq lists its product as uncharacterized. Lineage: Eukaryota; Fungi; Ascomycota; Sordariomycetes; Hypocreales; Nectriaceae. The record is from RefSeq and is a predicted model, not a curated record. The transcript is spliced from 2 exons. The coding region runs from base 1 to 7107 and encodes 2368 amino acids.
AUGUCUUCUUCGGAGCGAGACAGCUUUUACGACGGGGACUUUCAGCUGAGACAUCAACAGUCGGCUUCUUCAGAUCCCAAUCUUCGAGCACUUGUUCCAAUGUGGGACAGCUCUGACCCCGAACGCUGCCCCCCUCCGCUGCCUCUCAAUCCGGGGUCGCCAUUAACUUCACGGGUGGGAACUUCGAGCGCUAUCGCAUCUGCUCACGCUGCACUUAAUGAGCGAGCGAGAGAGAGCACCAUGGUUCCUACCAAGAGAAUAGAAUCCCCGACAAAAGGACAUCGCCGACUGCAGUCUUCAGUCCGUGAUAUCAGCAUGAUGAUCGAGGGUGCUAGCGGCCAUAGCUCACCAUCGCGAUCACCAGAGCGUCAACAACGCCCAGAGACGCCCUCUCGGUCGCGGGAUGUUGAUAAUCGACCAAGCGAAAAGGACUCAGUAGUGUCGAGCACGACACCAGUACCAGGACCCAGCUUGACGCCGAUUCUGCGUCCUGCAGUUCGACGGCCUCCUCCUCAAAGCAUCCUCGGCGAAAACACACCACCGCAAUCGUCCACUAUGCUUGCUCUUCAACACAUGACCUCAUCCACACCUGUCAAAGAACCGGAGAACCCUCUUACGGAUAUCACAAAUGGCUCAUUAACCUUGUCAAAAGGUCCCCAGAACCUAGAAGCGUUGUCUGAUCAAAUUCUCAGCCUGACCAGCAUUGCGACAGGACUUCAGAAGGAGAUGUCUCAAUUGAGCCGUCGAAGCAGGGACAAUGCUACGGAUCUCCUUAGCCUCAAGGAGGCUACAAAUUCGAGAGAUGAAGAUAUCCGCAAAAGCCUCAGAGAGCUUUUGGGAAGUCACGGCAAUGGCAACGAUGGUCACAAUAGGCUUCCUCCAGCUCGCGAUCCCUUUGGAGGAUAUUACCUAGACAACAAGCCACACAAUCUCUCUCCACCAAGCACCAGGGGUUUUCAUCUCCCUAGAAUUCCCUCUCCCAAGAGCUUUGGCGACUCAAUUGAGCGAGGGUCCAUCAGCACACCCUCUCUUACUGGCUCUGAGGCGCCACCCUCCGUCAUUCUUCUGGAGCGAAUCAUUCGGGAAAUGGGCACCAAGGAAGGGCAGGAGUCUCUGCUCGGCCGUUUACAGGAAGUUUCCAAUAAACUGUCUGGCAUGGCCACAUCCCAGAAGCUGGACGAAGUCAUUGAACAGGUAAAGGCUCAGUCCGAGCAGGCCAUCAUCCUCGGAAACUCUCUCGCCAGUCCUCAUGCGAGCCGGUCUCGUAACCUCAGCUUUGAGUCAGAAAAUAGCCGCAGCGAUACCAUGCCGGGCCAAGCAAGGAGCGCCGUUUCCCAGCGCGUUGAGCACAUUAUGAGGAAUGAGGCUCGUCGAAAUUCGGAGCCAUCAGCUCGUGGUGCUGAAAUUUUGAAUGACGACCUCAUAAGCAUCAUUCGCUCCGUCAAAGACAGUGUCUCUCAAGGCGGAGGUCUUACUGCCGAAGUCAAGGCUCUUGUCCGCGAACUACGAGGCGAGGUCCUGGGCAUGGGCCGAGAGAUUGGCCGACGUCUCGAGCAGCAAGCUUCUCGAAGAGGUGUUGAAGAUCAUGAUACUCCGAGCAAAGAUGAAGUCGCUCGCGUUAUCGACGAGGGGCUUGAGCAAAUGAAGGAUCAGCUGAAUCAUGUUCUCCGCGAGCAUCGACGCCAGUCAGCUGCUUCGGUCAACACUCAGAAAAGCGCUGUCGACUACCAAGAGAUAUACAAUGCCAUGAGAGCGGCCAUCCAAGACAACGAGGCAACCAAGAGUAACUUACCCGACUUGAGCCGAGAAGAUGUAAUCGAAGCUGUCAGAGACGCCUGGGAGAACUAUAAGCCUGAGAUCGAAGUGCAACAGCUCGGACUUGAGAGGGACGAAGUCUUGGCUUGUCUGAAGCAAGGCCUUCAGGAGUAUGCGCCCCGCGAUGACCAGCCUCCCGCUGUGACUCGGGACGAGGUUUUCACUGCUGUUGUAGAUGGUCUGAAGCACUUUGUUCCUCCUCAGGUUGAUCAGCCCGCCACUCUUUCGAGGGAGGAAAUCAUUGACGCAGUUCGUGACUGUCUUGAGGAGUUUGAAUUCCCUGUUGCUCCAGGUGCUGGAAACGACAUCACUCACGAGGACGUUGUACACGCCGUUAGGGAAGGCCUCCAGGACCUCGAUGUCCACUCCAGCCGGGCUCUGGUACCCGCUUCAGCCAGCAAUGAUGAUGUUGCUGAUCGUCUUCGGGAGAUCAUGGAAUUUCUGCGACAUGAGUUCAAGACGUUGUCUGAAGAGACUAAAGAGACUGUCGCGGCCAAUGGACGUGAGACUGAGCAGGUACGGGAUAUGACCAAGGACGGGUUUGAGAACCUUCGACAAGCUAUGGAGAGCUAUGUUGAUCGUGCCACUGGCGCUGCUGGUCAGGAAGAGUUUAUGGAUGACCUUUUGAAGUCUCUGGAAGAUUUCAAGGAUGAGAUGGCAGGUAUUGUCUCAACUACCAACCAAGAAUCUCGUGAGCAGCUUCAGACUGAGCUCGAGGGUCUCCGCGAAAUUGUCAACUCAUCUAUGGUGCCUGCGUUGCCACCUCAGACCAACAACACAGAGGUUCUGGAAGCUUUGAACACCGGCUUCAACAAUUUGCGGCAAGAGGUUUUGCGACCACGCGCCGAGACAAGUGAAAUCCUUGACGCACUUAAUGACGGCCUCAACGACCUUCGGGCAGGUAUGGACCGUGUCACGAACAAGCCUACCGACUUGACCGCCAAUGACGAGAUUCUUGAAGCACUCAAGACUGGACUCGACUCCGUCAGAGCUGAUAUUGAAUCUAUUCGCGACAGUAGUAAUGACCGCGCCGUUGCCACGCUGGAGUCUACACCUCCUGCCAACGACGAAGUCCUUGAAGCACUGAAGUCAGGACUCAGUGGUGUACGAGCUGAUAUUGAAGCACUUCGAGAUAGUCAGACAGAGAAGGCGGUCGCUGUGGUUGAGCCCAAGGAGAACGAUGAGGUUCUCGAGGCCUUGAAGAAUGGCCUCGAUGCUCUCCGUGUUGACAUCGAAGCUAUUCGUCUAAGCACCUCUGAAAAGCCCGCUGCACCUGUCGACAACACCACCAACGACGAGGUGAUUGAGGCUCUCAAGAAAGGGCUUGACUCUCUCCGCGUUGAUAUUGAAGCCGUUCGUGAGAGUAGCGAAAAGGCUAUCGCACCGGUCGACAACUCAUCGAGCACAGAGUUCAUCGAAGCUCUAAAGAACGGACUUGAGUCACUGAAAGCCGAUAUUGAAUUAUCUCGUGACAAUAGUGAUCGUACUGCACUCGGAGAGGACACCUCAAACGAUGAAGUCAUAGUUACUCUCAAGAAUGGUCUUGAUUCCCUCCAUGCCGAGAUCGCAGCUCUUGCAGCCCAGGAGAAGCCUGAUGCUCCCAUAGAGAACACCUCAAACGAUGAAGUUAUCGUCACCUUGAAAAAUGGUCUUGACUCUCUUCACGCCGAAAUAGUAGCAAUCGCUACUGCCCAAAAGGAAGCAGCCGCCCCAGUCGAUAAUACCACCAAUGACGAAGUCAUUGAGGCCCUUAAGAAUGGCCUCGAUUCUCUACGAACCGACAUCGAAGGACUCCAAGAAAGUAACCAGAAAGCUUUAGCCCCAGUUCCAGAUACCAAGCCAAACGAUGAGGUUCUGGAUGCUCUCAGGACAGGAUUAGAGUCUCUCCGUUCAGAUAUCGAAACUCUUCGAGAAAGCAACAAUGAACGAGCCAUUGCACCUGCAGAAUCAGCCAUCGACGAGAAGAUUCUUGAUGCUCUCAAAACCGGCCUUGAGUCUGUUCGUUCCGACAUUGAGGCCUUGCGGGAUAGCAACAGUGAGCGGGCCCUUGCUGCAGUGUCAACUGAGAAGACAGAAGAUGACGGGCCGUCCGAAAAGAUCAAACCGGAUGACAUCAAGAACCUCGAGGUGUUGAUCGCUGGACUUGCUAUCAAGAUCGACUCUGUCAAGUCUGAGAACGAGGGUGUUCAGAAAGAUGAUCUGUCUCGUAUGGAGGAUUUACUUCGCACAGUUCAGGACAGCGUUGACGAGAUCGCCUCCCGGGAGACACUCACAAGAUCGGCUUCUGUAAAGAAGAAGAAGGAGGAUGGAGAAGAAGUGACCGCUCGUGCAAUUGUGGGAGAUGGCGAUGAGCCUGCAUCAAAGGAGGACAUGCAAGCCAUCGAGACUAUCCUGCGCAACACCAAAGGUCAACUGGACGAUCUGAUUGAUGGUGAGCAAGCUGUUCGAAAGGACCACAUCGACAAUGUGGAGGCCUUGCUUCUUGAGACUCGGGAGACUAUGGGCUCCCUUACCACUCAAUUGGAGACGGUCUCCCGCAAAGAGGAGGUCACGGCCUUGGAAGCUCUUCUUGGUCAAGUCUCAACUAGACUUGAUGAGAUGAAGGAACACGCUACCAAAGAGAGUGAAAAUCCCGACAAGGUCACCAAGGCUGAUGUCGAGGCCGUUGAAGCCUUGGCUCUUGAAGUCAAGACAGCUCUUGAAUCUUUUACCAGCACCGACCUCGCUCUCCUCGCGCGCAAGGAGGACAUUGCCAGCCUGGAGGCUCUUCUUGUCAAGAAAGAAGAUCUUACCGGCUUAGAAUCUAUUGUCAAAGACUUUCAGGACAAGCUGGAGACCACAGUUGACGCUCAGACCAAGGCAAUCGCAGUCCGUGAUGAGGAGAGCACCUCCGUUGGCGAGCGCGUUACCGAGGUCAAAACCUUCCUUGAGGAACUACAAGGAACCAUCAACGUCAAGCUUGAAGAGGGCGCAACUGGUGUCGAGAGCAUUAGUAAGCUCCUGGAGACCGUCGGCGAGAAGAUCAACAAGAACGAGAACGUCCACCAGGACCUCAAAGACAUGCUUGAUACCAUCAAGACUGAAUUUGAGGACUCGAAGGCUGUUGUGUCUGGCGUCAAGGUCGAGUCUAACGAGAAACUUCAAGAGGCAACCGAGACGCUAAGCACCAAGAUCGACGAGAAGAUUGGUGAGCUCAUUGCCAAAUAUGAGACUCUUCAGACUACCCUUGAUGAUAGAAGCAAGGUCAGCGAAGCCCGGGACGAGGCUAUGGAGGCAGCCGUUGUAAGCUCUAAAUCUGUCACAGACGAGCUCAAGCUUCUCAUUGAUACUCUGGGCUCUACUGUCACUGAUUCUCUGGAGAAGAUGGAGGAGGCUUCUAAGACUGUCUUCACCAAGGUGGAGGAGCUCGUUGCCCGCAGUGAAGAGACUCACACCGAGGACAAGGCCGAGCAUCAGCAAACCCGCGACCAAAUCACCGAGGCUUUGACGGCUGUCGAGAGCCUGAAAGGAGAGGUCAGCGAGUCUCAUCCCAAGAUUCUCGAGUCUGUCAAGGAUCUUCUUCUACUUGUCGGUGAACACUAUGAACACUCAAAGUCUUCGACGACCGAAAUCCAGGACAAGAUUGUCGAGCACAAGUCUCCUGAAGAGCUCAUGACCCUCCUGACACUUCUCACUGAUGACAAGUUUCAUAACACACAUGUUCAUGAGAAGUUGGAUAAGCUCAUCGAACAGAUUUACAAUGAUUCGGAAGUCAAGGAACGUCUCGACAAAAUCAUCGAAGAAAAGUACAACGACACAGAGGUUCGCGAGAAACUAGACAAGAUCAUCGAUGAGAAGUACGAUGAUUCUCAAGUGCACCAGAAGCUAGCUACCAUCAUCGAGUCUAAGUAUGAUGAUUCGGAGAUUCGGGAAAAGCUGGAGAAAAUCAUCGAAUCUAAGUAUGACGACGCCGAAGUGCGGUCUAAGCUUGACAAGAUCAUCGAAGAAAAAUAUGACGAUGCACCAAUCAAGGAAAUCCUCGGCAUGCUUGUUGAGCAAAAGUACGACGAUACGCCCGUCCGCGAGAAGCUUGAUCUGAUCAUGGACUCCAAGUACGAUGAUACUUUGGUCCGCGAGAAGCUCGAUCUGGUUCUGGAUGGCCGAUAUGACGACGCUGUCGUGCAAGAGAAGCUUGACAAAUUGGUCGACCACAGCGCCGUUGCCGAUCAAGCCUUCAGUCGCCUUGAUACGCUGGAUAAGGUUCAUGCCUCGGUAGUCCAGACAGCUGCUGAUAUUUCCGAGUUCCUCUCAGUGCAGAAGCAGCGAAUUGAGCAGGCUCACGAAGACCAUACCAAGACUCUCCAAGAGACCAUGGCAUCUGUGGAACGUAAGCUCGCGGAGAAGGAUCACGUUGAGGCAGCAGUUGCAAGUCUCCGAGACGAGGAGGAGAGGCUUCGACAGAGUGUUAUGACGCUGAGAACAGAACAGGAGAGCCUGAUACGCCAGAAGACACGUUUGACUGGUGAUGUCUCUUCCCUCGAGACGGCCCUUCACAUGCGUAAAGAGGAACUCUACGACAUGGAAUCUCGUGCUGAAAACCUGGAGCGCCGGAUCCUCGAGGGCGUUAUGGAUCAUUCACGAGUCCUUCUCAUGGCAAAGGCCAAUAGGAACGGUGGCGAUGCUAUGAGCCGCAAACGUGUUAGAAAGCCUGCCAACGAAGAGGAGUCUCCGGAAGCAGGUGCACAUGGCCGGAAGUCUAUGGUUGGCAUGGCACUGAAUGCUAAACGCAAUUUGGCUGCUCCAGUACAGAACGGAGCAGGUCGCAGAAUCGUUUCGCUCAGCCAGAUCAACAACAACGUAGCUUCUGGAGGUGUCAAGCGCAGCCAGAGCGUACGAACCCCUUUGGGCGGCGGUAAAACAUACCGCAAACGAAGCUGGGGUGGUAAUCUCGACAAAGGCCUCGCUGACAAUGACAAAGAGAAUACUCUCAAUGAGACCGUCGAGGAGGUUGAUGAGGCAGACGUCAAGUCAGCAACAGCACCAGAGGUUACAGAAACCCCUACAGAAGAGACAAUAAUCAUUGAAUCGACACCCAAUGAUGAGGAAGCGGAUGGUGGUGAGGGUGGCGACAGCGACAACGAAACCUUGAGAAGAAGCAGUCGAGGCACCGUAGUCACGAACAGCACAGAUAUGUAUACGGAUGGUGACGAGGGUAGUGAGUACAGUUAUACCGAAAGCGAGUGGACAGAGAGCAAUGUUGGGACUGAUGCAGGAUCAGUGCAGGGCAACGAAGUAGUGGUCUAUGGGAAUUAA